Molecule: messenger RNA, 1260 nt
Organism: Nipponia nippon (crested ibis)
Lineage: Eukaryota; Metazoa; Chordata; Aves; Pelecaniformes; Threskiornithidae
Source: RefSeq, a predicted model, not a curated record
AUGCCCCCCAACGGCACGGCCGACGGCAAACCCAAAGACGUGGCCUCCAAAUCGGUGGGGCUUUUCUUCAUGCUGCUCAUCGACCUGACGGCCAUCGUGGGCAACGCCGCCGUCAUGACCGUCAUCGUGAAGACGCCGGCGUUGCGCAAGUUCGUCUUCGUCUUCCACCUCUGCCUGGUGGACUUUUUGGCCGCCCUCACCCUGAUGCCGCUGGAGAUGCUCUCCGGCUCGGCCGUCUUCGACAGCCCGGUUUUCGGCGAGGCCAUGUGCCGCGUUUACUUGUUCCUCAGUGUCUGCUUCAUCAGCAUGUGCAUCCUCUCCAUCUCCACCAUCAACGUGGAGCGUUACUACUACGUGGUGCACCCCAUGCGCUACGAGGUGAGGAUGACGGUGGGGCUGGUGGCCUGCGUCCUUGUCGGCGUCUGGCUCAAAGCCGUGGCCACCUCCCUCGUCCCCGUGCUGGGCUGGUUGUCCCCCGACCGCCCGCCGGUGCCCGCCAGUCGCGGCUGCUCCUUGCAAUGGAGCCGCAGUCCCUACUGCAAGUUCUUCGUCAUCUUCUUUGCCGCCUUCUACUUCCUCCUGCCCCUCCUCAUCAUCGUGGUGGUCUACUGCAGCAUGUUCAAGGUGGCGCGGGUGGCCGCCAUGCACCACGGCCCCCUCCCCACCUGGAUGGAGACGCCGCGGCGUCGCUCCGAGUCGCUCAGCAGCCGUUCCACCAUGGUCACCACCUCAGGAGCCCCUCGUACCACCCCGCAGAGGACGUUUGGGGGAGGCAAGGCAGCCGCCAUCCUGCUGGCCGUGGGGGGCCAAUUCCUCUUCUGCUGGUUGCCCUACUUCUCCUUCCACCUCUACACCGCCCUGAGCGCCCAACCCUUGGUGGGGCCGGCGGCCGAGACCGUGGUCACUUGGCUCGGUUACUUCUGCUUUACCUCCAACCCUUUCUUCUACGGGUGCCUCAACCGGCAGAUCCGGGGCGAGCUGGGCCGGCUCCUCACUUGUUUCUUCAAGCAGCCGCCCGAGGAGGACCUGAGGUUGCCCAGCCGGGAGGGCUCCAUCGAGGAGAACUUCCUCCAGUUCCUCCAGGGCACCGGUUGUCCCGCCGAGCCCCGGCCCCGUACCCCCAGCCCCAAGCGGGACCAGCUCCCCGUCGAUUUUCGCAUCCCGGGGCAGAUCGAUGAGGACGCGGUCGAGGGGCCGGAGCGGCGUGGCGGGGACGGGGUCUACGUGCCGGUGGUCGCCUCUCCCAAACCGGAGCUGUAG